GGAAUUUAGUUUGAGAGUUUGUCCACAGGAGUGGAGAAGAAAGAAUGAAGUUCAUCUUAUUUGGAUUCAGUGUUGGAAUUUUGUGCAGUGUUUUAGGAUAUUCUUUUGGAUAUGUUGAGGAAGUUUUCAAGUGGAAAAAUGUAGAAUUUGAAAAUCUACCAGUGCCAGAGGACACAUACGUGGGCCCGUAUAGAUACUACAUCCCUGAGAAUAAUGACAUUGGUAGUAUUGGCUACCAUCCUGCCAGUGGACUAAUGAUCCUAGUCUUACUGAGAGUAAGACCUGGUGUUCCAACAUCCUUGGCGGCAUUCUGUGUCAAUGAAAAUCCUCCAGGAUCAUCCCCAAAAGUUUGGGGUUUCCCAAGCUACCAAAUAAAUGCCCUCGAAGCAGGAGAUUUUGUGAGAGCUACGGAAGAAGAACUCGGUGGGAAUGUGUGGAAUAAACCUGGGAGUAGUUACAACUAUUUCUCCAACUCUCAGCUUCCUUCCUACGGUGAACCCCUCUCGUUAACAAUUCAACCCCCGAAGGCUGUUCAGAGGAUAGUCUCUGUGUUUCAAAUUACGAUCGAUGAGAGGUGCAACAGAGUCUUCUUCAUGGAUAAUGGGCAGGUGCAGUUCUACAGGAAUGCCACAUAUGCUGUGCAGAAGUCAGCUUUGUGGGUGAUGGAACUUCCGUCAAAUGGAUGUGAAACAAGGAGCUUUCCAAUUAUUCGAAGAUCUGAACUUCCUGUUAGAAUUGCUGAGAAGGGUUCCUAUGGAUUUACGCACAUUGCUCUGGAUUACAAAAAUGUAAUCUCAUGCGAAAGUCUUCACCUCUACAUUGCAAACACCCUAUUCAACUACUUACUAGUCUAUGAUUAUCAAAAUGAUGACUUCUGGGCAUUUGAUCAUCCAACCUUCCAUCCCGUUGUGGCAGAAUCUUCCUUCAUCUAUGACGGCUUCCUCGAUUACAGCAUGAAGAUGGGGUUGUUCUCAAUUAGUUUAGGCUAUCAGGAUGAGAAUGGGGAUAGGACAGCUUACUACACACCCAUUGCUGGAACAGCCCAAUAUUCCGUCUCCACAAAAGUCCUCAAAGACAAGCGCAAAACCUCCCUUAUCUACAAUCCAGAUGAUUUCAAAAUUACCGGAUAUUUGGGGUGCAAACAUCAACCCCUCAAGACGGCAAUUGACUACACAUACAGGGUGAUAUUCUAUGCUGAUGCUCAAACAAAUCAAAUCCGGUGCUGGAACUACAACACACCCCUCAAUCCCGACAAUAUUGGAGUUAUUUUUGAACCGACAAAAUUCAUCUUCAGCACACAAAUCUUCAUUGAUUCCCGCGGAUAUUUGUGGCUCCUGUCAAGUCCCCUCCCCGUGACCUACUCCUCAGACUUUCCCCUAAACUUGCACGAAGUCAACAGCAUAAUCUACCGCGUUAAAGUGUCUGAUGCCGUACGAGGAACAAUUUGUGAUGACGGAGACCAAAAUAGACCUGUAACAAUCUAAAAGAAAAAUUUGCUUAAAGAAAAUUAAUAUGCGACAGUUAUUACCAAAAAAAAAAUGUUUAGCGCGCGUGUGGAAAAAGGUCAAAUGGGAAAUCUUUUGUAUUAUUGAAUUGAUGGAAAAAUCUAUUAAAAAUCAAUAAAUUGUCGAAUUUGUAAAGCAAA
Messenger RNA from Lutzomyia longipalpis, 1645 nucleotides. RefSeq names its product L-dopachrome tautomerase yellow-f2-like. The record is from RefSeq and is a predicted model, not a curated record. Gene Ontology annotation, cellular component: extracellular region. The transcript is spliced from 2 exons. Bases 45 to 1484 code for a protein of 479 amino acids. Lineage: Eukaryota; Metazoa; Arthropoda; Insecta; Diptera; Psychodidae.